GGGCCGGGGAAGCGGAGGAGGCGGGUCUCCAUAGAAACCUCCACCUGUUUCCGGCCAGGCUGUGCAAGAUUAGGGGCUGCUGCGGGGGCCAAUCUCAGCCAGCUACCCUUUUCCCGGCGGCCUCUGCGGGAGCGGUGGGUGUUGUACACAAUCAUCAUGGCGGCGGCCGGAGCCCCGGAUGGCAUGGAGGAACCUGGAAUGGACAUGGAGGCCGAGACGGUGGCGACCGAGGCGCCCGCGCGGCCCCUCAACUGCGUGGAGGCUGAAGCGGCGGCGGGGGCGGCGGUCGAGGACUCUUGUGCCGCGCGAGGCAGCCUGCAGCCGGCCCCUGGCCAGCCCCCUGGGGACCCCGCGGCCCAGGCCUCGGUCAGCAACGGCGAGGAUGCGGGUGGUGGCGCGGGCAGGGAGCUGGUGGACCUCAAGAUCAUCUGGAACAAGACUAAGCACGAUGUGAAGUUCCCCUUGGACAGCACAGGCUCCGAACUAAAACAGAAGAUUCACUCGAUUACAGGUCUCCCUCCUGCCAUGCAGAAAGUCAUGUAUAAGGGACUCGUCCCUGAGGAUAAGACACUGAGAGAAAUAAAAGUGACCAGUGGAGCGAAGAUCAUGGUGGUUGGCUCCACGAUAAAUGAUGUUUUAGCAGUAAAUACGCCCAAAGAUGCUGCGCAACAGGAUGCAAAGGCCGAAGAGAACAAGAAGGAGCCUCUCUGCAGGCAGAAACAACACAGAAAAGUGUUGGAUAAAGGGAAACCCGAAGACGUGAUGCCAUCUGUUAAGGGUGCCCAGGAGCGCCUGCCAGCGGUACCCUUAUCCGGCAUGUACAAUAAGUCGGGAGGAAAAGUGAGACUCACCUUUAAGCUAGAGCAAGACCAGCUGUGGAUCGGCACUAAAGAUUCCUGGAGGGAACCGAACAUGCCUAAUUCACCUGUUUCUGGCCAGCACUAGCGGACUGAGAAAUUGCCCAUGGGCUCCAUUAAAAAUGUGGUCAGUGAACCUAUUGAAGGACACGAAGACUACCACAUGAUGGUGAGUACCCUGGUGCGGUUCGGCCCCUAGCUGCUCCUGCUCCUGCUCCUGCUCCUGCUCACCUGGCCGAGAGCUGAGCUUUUUUGACUGAAGAGAAAACUGUUCAGAAGAUGCACGGUUUUAAGAUCCUCACAUUUUUAUCUGUUUAGAACUUAAUCUCUGACCUAAAUCCUAGUUCUUUUUGCAGCCUCCCUCCCCAGCAGUUUAAAGGGAUGUUUUGUAUCUUUGCCUCCCUCUUAUUUGUAAUAUUUUUGUUUUUAGACCAGGAAAAUAAACACAAAGAGGAGGAAGAAUGGUUUGUAGGUUUUCAUUUUAACUUUUGCAUAUAAAACAAAAUCUCCCACUACCCUUGGCGUUUGCAAGAACACCAGCUAGUCCCCUCUGUCAUGGUGUUGCUCCUACUAGGCUGCAGCCAUCAAAUGGCCAAGGACACCAUGGGGAGGGUGGACAUCCUGUGUUGAGGUCUACUCUGCAGAGAGCAGGCUGUACUUUGCCGAGACAGGAUGUUUGGAGGCUCUCCCCAGGUCUGUGCAGAACAAAGCCAAGAAUCAGUAAUGAGAUUAAUUGAGCAGCAUAGGCAAACCCCUUCUGUUUUCCCAGCACUGUUGGGAGGGGCCACUUCAGGAAUGAAGUUUGGCUGCCUGAACUGUGAAGGUGCUGUGACAGGGUCUUGACUUGAGCAGUCAGGGUGGAGUGGGCUGCCUGCCAUUCUCCAUUCCAGGAGGCAGCAUUUUCAGCAGCCAGCUAACAGUGAUGCAGCUGUGUCAGCCCUGUCUCAGGGAGAAGGAACAGCAAGUGUUAAAAAGUCCAGGGCAGAAGGAGAUGUUAGAAGAUCCCGAGAGAAAUGAGGAUCUGGCAGUAUAACAGUUCUCUCUGGGCAGGUGGCAGAUCCCCUGGCUGUAGGAGAAGUCAGUUGUGUCCCCUCUCCCCCCCUGUCCGUGCGUCUCUGCUCUGAGGUGCUGAUGCAAGGCCUUGAUUGGGAUUGCCAUCCCUGGGGUUCAGAGCUCCUAGGAUGCCCCGUGGCAGUGACAGUGUCGUCACUGGGGCUUCCCGUUGGGCCCUCUGGCAGCCCGUACAGCUUUGGCUGUCUGUAGUCUCUCAAGAUUGCUGGUGGAUUUGUUUCACCAAUUAUUUUAUUUUCUGUUUUAAAAGUUGGUUUAAAUAUUUCCAGCUGGACCUCUUUGCUCCCUUUUGAAAUAUUAUCUUAGCAGUGUGGCCCUGUAGGGUUUUUGACCCUAGCUUUCAAGCAGCCUGGUGAGAGAGAUUUCAGAUGAGUGGCCCGUUUUGGACAUCAUUUAAGGAACAGGUUUGGAUCUAGUCUAAAUGCUCAUUUCUCUCUGGAUGCAUUUCUGAUGGAGGGCAGUUCUAAUAGCCCCUCUCUUAUCCGGACACCUAGCACCUUUACCUUUGUCUUACUGGAAGUAUUUAUGUCCCUCUUUGCAGGUGCCAUCUCACUGGUUAUAUUACCGUAUUUCCGUUCACAUUAGAAGAGGGUGGCUGUGCUUUUUCACUGGUAGAUUAAUGUUAAGCAGUACAGAACAGAAUACAAUAACAAGCCCAUCUAUCUAUCCAUCACCAAGAAAUGACUAUUGUAAAUAUCCUGUAACUUGCUUUAAGUCUUUUUUUUUUUAAAUAAAAGAAAACUUACCAACAGUGAAUAUGUCCCCAUUGUCUUCCCCUGCCUCAUUACCAAUGUAAUGAUUUACCAUGUGGAUCCUUCCUGUCCACCUGUGCUUUUAUUUUCAUAUAUAUCCAUGAACACGAUACACUAUUGUUUGUGUUUUUUCCAUUUCCAUAAAUGGUAUCAUGGUAUGUAUUAUUCUGCAGCUUGCUUUUUUUGGUUUGCCAUUAUAAUCCAUCUGUAUUAACUAUAGAUCCAGUUCAUACCUCUGAAAAGUAAUCCAUUGUUCAUCAGAGUAAGCCAUGUCACUUUUAAUUUUGUGUUCCCUUACUGAUGGAUGUAUAGGUUUGCAAGAUUUUAUCAUUUCUGACAGAGCUGCUUUGAGCAUUCAUACCUGUUUUCUGGUACAUGUGUGAUGGUUUUUCUAGGGCAAUGGUUCUCAAACUGGUCUCUGGGUCAGCAGCAUUACCAUACCUGGGAACUUGUCAGACAGGAAGGCUGUCAGUCCCUCUCCCUCCAAGCCUCCCAAUCAGAAACUCUAAGGGGUGGGCCCACCUAUCUGUUCUAACAAGCCCUCCAGAUGGUUCUGAUGCACCCUCGGGUUUGGGAACCACUGCCUUGGGGUUGACUGUGCAUAACUCUCCCCUUCUUCCUUCUCCUCUUCCCCCCCCUUUUUUUUUUUUUUGACAGAAUGUACCCCAUGUACACAGUUUCCUUCACCCUUCCCUUCUGAUUAAUUGACUUCACUUCUCAGCCCUCCUUGGGUGUGUUUUGCUGCCUGCUCAGUCUCCCGACCUCUGAAGUACCACUUGGUUUUCCUUUUU
Messenger RNA from Manis javanica (Malayan pangolin), 3471 nucleotides. RefSeq names its product ubiquitin family domain containing 1 (gene UBFD1). NCBI's taxonomy places the organism in Eukaryota, Metazoa, Chordata, Mammalia, Pholidota, Manidae. Gene Ontology annotation, molecular function: RNA binding; cadherin binding. The record is from RefSeq and is a predicted model, not a curated record.